This is a messenger RNA of Pyrenophora tritici-repentis Pt-1C-BFP, 2931 nucleotides long. RefSeq names its product SAPS multi-domain protein. Gene Ontology annotation, cellular component: cytosol; nucleus. Gene Ontology annotation, molecular function: protein phosphatase regulator activity; protein phosphatase binding. Lineage: Eukaryota; Fungi; Ascomycota; Dothideomycetes; Pleosporales; Pleosporaceae. The record is from RefSeq and is a predicted model, not a curated record.
AUGUUUUGGCGCUUCGGCGGGUAUGCCCAGCUCUCGUCGCUGGACAGUAUUCUCGACAAGCCUGACGUCACCGUCGAGGAGCUGCUAGACGAGUCAGAUCUGAUCCAGGAGCUUAAGCAGCAGAACUCGAAGCUUAUAGAAUACCUUCGUGACGAGAAUGUCUUGGAGCGCCUCCUUCGUUAUGUCAUCGCCGCAAGACCUCACUCGCCGCCCGAUGAUGAGACGGGUACGUCGCCUGCUGCACAUGAACCGAGGAGUCCCAGCCGAGCUGGCUUCUUCGGCAAGGUCAGGGCUCGCUCAACGUCGACAGCCAAGUCGGACGCAGGCGACACCGAGGAGUCUAAAGAGGAACGUCAGCGCAUGAAGUACGCAUACGUCUCGUGCGAAAUCUUGUCCUCAGAAGUGUGGUCGAUAUCAGAGGCCGUCCUUGAGAACCAGGACACGCUGCGCCAGUUCUGGGCCUACAUCAAGCAGCCCGCGCCUCUCGACCCAGUACAGGCCGGCUACUUCACCAAGGUGAAUGAGUCACUGCUCGAUCGCAAGAUGGAGGAAAUGCUGGACUUCUUCAAAUCUCUCGACAAUGUCGUUACAGACAUGCUACAACACGUCGACUGUCCUGUCAUCAUGGACCUGCUAUUGAAGAUCAUCAGCCUUGAGAAGAGUGAGGGUGGACAAGGCAUUGUUGACUGGUUACAACAGCAGAACCUCGUUCCCCGCUUGAUCGGCUUCCUCGCUCCUGACCAGACCACCUCGACCCAAACCUCAGCUGGCGACUUCCUCAAGGCUAUCAUCACCAUAUCCGCAAACGCAACCACACAGGAUCAGUCUGUAAUAGGACCGAACGAGCUGACGCGCCAACUCGUCUCAGAAUCAUGUCUCAAGCAACUCAUAGAAUUCAUGCUACAAGGCGGCAACCCUCUGACGGUCGGCGUGGGCAUCAUCAUCGAAGUCAUCAGAAAAAACAAUUCCGACUACGACCUGGAGAACCAAAUUGGUCCGGUUCCCAAGAACUCAGAUCCCAUCUACCUAGGCACUCUGCUCCGCCAAUUCGCAAACCACAUUCCGCAGUUCAUGGAGCUCGUAAACAGUUCUAGUCAGAUUGUUACGCAAACAGAUGGCAGCACCACCAGGAAGAAGCGAGAGCUCAAAACGGCAUUUGGCGAGAAGAUAGAGCCACUUGGCUUUGACCGUUUCAAGACGUGUGAGCUGAUGGCCGAGCUCCUGCAUUGCAGCAACAUGGCUCUACUCAACGAACGAGGAAGCGAAGCUGAGGUCCGAAGACGAGAUGCCGAGCGGGAGCGUCUGAAAGCUGACGGAAAGCUAACUUCGGCCAACGCCGGUAAUCUUGGUGACUUCUCUACUAGUGUCGACAGCCAAGGCUUUCAUCAUGCUCGGGCCCCUAGCAUGGACUCCACUGCAGAGAUAAAGCCCCUACAUGUGCAGAACAGUUCUGAAGAUGACUUUGAAAAAGUCAUUGCACCCGAGGUUGCCUCAGAUACACCAAAGGAUACUUCAAGCGAAAAGGAACAAAUCGGUGAGCCAUUGGAGCCUUCACCGAAAGUUGCGCCAAGAGACGCACCAAGCGAGCCGUCUGCUGGUAAGCCCGUGGGUGACGACGGCGAAUUCGUUGACGAGCCCCUCACGCCACCCAAAGAUACGGCAGCAUCUGCUGAAGCGGCUACCUCUCCAGCUAAGCCUGCAGACGAUGCGGAGUCCCCUACAUCGGCAGGAUUGUCUGCCAAGGUCGAUGAUCUCGGCCUGGAUAACGACACCGUUAUGAAUGACCGCCAAGAAGCACCAGAGCCUCCAAAGACCGAGCAGCCCGAAGAGACCAAGCCCGUCCUACCAUCACUUUUAACACAGCAACUCAGCCAAAGCGCGGAACCCGUCACUCUCGAGCCAAUAGAGAAUCUAUCACCCCACCCAGACGACAAACCAGCGCCACUGUUCGCGGGUAAGAACCGUGACAGUAGCAAAUCUCCUGCCAAGAUCGAUACCUCGCGAUUCACUGCACCUGCACCACCCGAAUCAGAUCUUUCCGAAAUCACCCCCAUCGAUGAAUCCCAAAGUGUACGCUCUGUGGUGUUCGGUGGUGCAGAAGAGGCUGUAGGAUUCGAGAUUGACAUUGACGGAACACCUGUUGUGGGCGAUUUACUUAAAAUCACUUUCGUUGAGAACAAGGUUGUGCCCACUAUACUAGACUUCUUCUUCCGGUUUCCAUGGAACAACUUCUUACACAAUGUCGUAUACGAUGUAGUACAGCAGGUCUUCAACGGACAGAUGGACCGUGGAUACAACCGGCAAUUAGCGAUCGAUCUUUUCGACAGUGGAGGGAUUACUGAGCGAAUCAUCAAAGGCCAGCAGGAGAGCGACAGGUCUCACAAAGAGACGCACAUGCGACUAGGAUACAUGGGACAUCUCACCCUGAUCGCGGAAGAGGUGUUGAAAUUUACGGAGCGACAUACCGACGAGGUCCUUUCACAGAUGGUGUUAGACAAGGUCCACGCCGAAGACUGGGUACAUUAUGUCGAACACAUCUUGUCGGAAACACGAGAGCGCGACAACGCCAUUCUGGGAGGCGUACGACCCGACAUGAGUGUCGGCCCCAGACAGGCCGUGCUCAACGCCGUCAACGCGGCAAACAAUUUCGGAAACGACAGUGGCGGACUCUCCAACGCUAGCCUCGCCAACAACGGCAAUAUAGGCCUCGACAGCAUGGAGCUCACCAGUGCUGGUGACACUGGAGGUGGUGGGUACACCUUCAGCGGAGGCUCCUUGCUUAGUGGCUUUACUAACUCGAGUGACGAAGAAGACGAAGACAUGGACGAUGUCGACACCGAAAGAGAGCGAGAACAACGACAGGGACCUGUCGACGAUUCCGAACAAGUGGGUGAAAUCUCAUUUGACGAUGCUGAUAUGGACUAUCGAUAA